Messenger RNA from Lobosporangium transversale, 890 nucleotides. RefSeq lists its product as hypothetical. The coding region runs from base 32 to 490 and encodes 152 amino acids. The record is from RefSeq and is a predicted model, not a curated record. Lineage: Eukaryota; Fungi; Mortierellomycota; Mortierellomycetes; Mortierellales; Mortierellaceae. The transcript has a single exon.
CUUUCUUUACAUCUUUAAUUUUUGCUCCUCCAUGUGCACCUCUUUCUCUCUCUCUAGACACCUCUUACUCUCUCUUUCCUCGCUUAUUUUGUCCAUUAUUUUUUUAUUUUCCUCACCAAUUUUUUUCACUUUUAUCUCUCAGCACACAUUCCCUGCCCAUUUUUUAUUUCAUUCUCUGUGCACCUAUUUCUCUCUCUCGCUCUCUUUGCACAGCUUUUUCUCAUUCUGUGAAUCAAUCAUUUCAAUUUACUUUCGCACACCGAUUUCCUUUCCUUAUACGCACCCAUUUUCCCUGCUCACUGAUUUUUCCUUCGCUUCCUCUGUUCUAGUUUUCCUCACUCAGUACACACCUAAUUUCCUCCCAUUUGUAUUUUCCUUUCAUUGCGUUCCCAUUAUUUUUAGCAAUCUCUCUCUCUCUCUCUCUCUCUCUCUCUCUCUCUCGCUACCGUUAGAACGUGAAGGCCUCACAUCUGUGCCAAUCUUUCAUUGACGCUAUUAUCCAAUCGACAUUCGUAAGUAUUUAUCAUUCCGGUGGUAUCCGUCCCUGGUAAUCUCUGCAUUAAUUUGGUGUUCCUGGACAGUCUGCAUUAUCAUGUCUGCGUGCGAAGGUAAUGUAACGUGCUUUAUUUCAUACAGUGGCUUCCAAAAUUGUCCACAUGUUCCGCGCCCAUGUUUUCCAUCUUGACAAGAAUAAUAGCGAUGUUUGCUUGCACUUUUAUUUUUAUCAGAAUAAACAAGUAUGCCAAUGUUAAGUGUACUGGUCCAGUUUAAAAUAUCUCUAGUCUCAUUCAUCAUGGUUUUUAAUUGACAAAAGUAUUUAAUGUCAUUUGGACAACUAUAUAACCAUCACUUAUUUUACGUACCUUUGCUGAAUUUUUUUCAAAUUAUCU